Messenger RNA from Phacochoerus africanus (Common warthog), 3750 nucleotides. It is a transcript of the gene TSNARE1, whose product is annotated as t-SNARE domain containing 1. Gene Ontology annotation, cellular component: nucleus; membrane. The transcript is spliced from 15 exons. Lineage: Eukaryota; Metazoa; Chordata; Mammalia; Artiodactyla; Suidae. The record is from RefSeq and is a predicted model, not a curated record. Bases 741 to 3164 code for a protein of 807 amino acids. Gene Ontology annotation, biological process: vesicle-mediated transport.
CCUCUGCCCGCCCUCGCCCCUGAAACAGCAGGUGCUCUUCACCGCACCACCCCCGACCUUCCAGUUGCCCACCUGAGGCCCGCCUGUGGGUCCUGGGGCUGGAGGGCCCCAGUGCCCCCCCGCCUCUGCCACGUGCUCUAGGUGGCCGUGGGGCUCUUAACCUGCUGUCCCUGCCAUCUUCCCUGGCUGCCCUGCCCCUCCCAGCUGUGGCUUGGUCACCUUCUCGCUGCUCCUGACUCAGGUCCCGUUUGAGCCGCUGCCUGGGGGCUCUGGCUGGGCCCCUGGGUCUGUGGAAGCUCCUGGUGGAGGCCGGGUUGCAGGAUAGUCCAGCUGAGUCUGUUCAGUGCUCAGGUCCCCGAGGCCAGGCCCUUGUCCGCAGUGGACACUGCGCCUGGUACACAGGAGGUCACAGUGGGGCCUGUGGAACUGGGCCGAGUCCUCCUGGGUCCCUGCGCUGGACAAGGCUGGCGAUUCUCUGGGGCCGCCUUUCAGAGCUUCGAGGAGACGCCGGGUCCCCGCCCGGAUCUCGUCUGCUCAAGGCAGACACCCCUGCAGCCGCCGCUAUUUCCAGGCUCAUCUCUCUGGAUGAUGAUUUCACUGGAGUUUUGCAAAUGAAGAGGUCGUUGACCUGCUCUGAAUGUCGCGCCUGUGUUGCUGCUGCUUGAUUUCUCUCAGCGCUUCGACAGCGUUUCUUGGCGUGUAAGCUCUACAGGAGGGUGGCAGCCCCACCGUCUGAGAAGAUGUCCUACGGGCCCAUGGCUGGCAGUGGCGGCCUGGGGAGCCGCAGCCCCUUUGGGGGGCCCUCCGGUCAAGGCUAUCAGCCCCUGGAGUGCGCUAAGUGUUGGACCGAAUACGGAAUCCGCCAUUUCCCCUGCCCGUCUCCAGAGAGCCACCCGCAGGACGUGUGUGUGGGCAAGGAAGGGGAAGGCGAUCUGGGGCCAGCGGGCACGCCCAGAGGCCCGAGGGCCAGGAAGCGAGGGCCAGGGGUCGCCACCGAGGGCAGCGGGACGCCAGAGCCCACCUCGCCGCCGGCCGGCCCAAGGAAGGACUUGGCUGCGGGCGUCCGUGGCCGGGUGGCGGGGCCUGGCAUCACCCGGGCCAAGAAGAGGAAGCCCAACUUCCGCCCGCAGGAGACGGAGGUGCUGGUGGCCAAGGUCAGCAGGCACCACCAGCUGCUGUUCGGCCCCGGGCGGCCCGCGGCCGAGCCUGCCCGCAGGUACCGCGUGUGGAGCCGUAUCCUGCAGGCCGUGAAUGCGCUAGGCUACUGUCGCCGCGACAUCGGGGACCUCAAGCACAAGUGGCGGGACCUGCGUGCCGUCGUGCGGCGCAAACUGGGCGAGCUGCGCGGGGCGGCCCCCGGCCCGGACCCCGCCAGGCCCCAGGCCCUGGCCCUCACGCCCGUGGAGCAGGCGGUGGCCAAGACCUUCUCCUGCCAGGCCCUGCCGUCGGGGGGCACCGGCCCCGAGCCACCCGCAGCCACCCAGAUGGACUCGAGGGACCUCCAGGAGCUGUUCCAGGAGACGUCGGCCCACGUCUUCCGAAUCAACUCCAACGUGACCUCCUUGGAGCAGAGCCUCCAGUCCCUGGGGACGCCAGAUGACACACAGGAGCUGCGGGACAGCCUCCACGCAGCGCAGCAGGAGACCAACCAGACCAUCGUGACCAGCACCGGUGCCCUGAAGCAGACGGCCGAGCUCCUGCGGGGCUGCUCCCGGCAGGAGCGCCUUCAGCUGGACCGCCUGAAAACUCAGCUCUCAGAUGCCAUCCAGCGCUAUGGAGUGGUGCAAAAGAAAAUUGCGGAGAAGUCCAGAGCACUGCUUCCCACAGCACAGAGGGGCGGCAAGCAGCAGCAGAGUCCGCGGGCUGCUUUUGCCGAGCUGGCUGAUGACGAGAAGAUUUUUAACGGAGGUGACGGCGCGUGGCAGAGUCAGGAGCAGGCGCUGCUUCCGGAGAUCACGGAGGAGGACCUGGAGGCCAUGCGGCUGCGUGAGGAGGUCAUCCUGCAGAUCGAGAGCGACCUGUUGGACGUGAACCAGAUUAUCAAGGACUUGGCCUCCAUGGUGUCCGAGCAAGGAGAUGUCAUUGGGUCCAGCGGCAGCGAGGCCACGGGCCGGCGCAGCUCCAGCCCCGAGCCGGCCGUGGCGGCCCUGCUGCCCGGGCCGGGCUGCGCGCCCCUGCGGCCGGGCUCCCACUGCCGCACCAAGACGCGGAAGCCCAACUUCAGCCCCCAGGAGACCGAGGUGCUGGUGCGGAGGGUGACGCGCCACUACCCGCUGCUGUUUGGGGCGCUGCGGGGCCCGCCCGCCCGGAAGCACCGCGUGUGGAGCAAGAUCCUGCAGGCGGUGAACGCGCUGGGCUACUGCCGCCGAGACCUGGGCGACGUCAAGCACAAGUGGCGGGACCUGCGCGGGGCGGUGCGCAGGAAGCUGGCCGAGCGCCCCCGCGCCCCGGGCCCCGUCCUCACACCCGUCGAGCGCAUGGUGGCCGAGACCUUCGCGGCCCCGGGCCCCCCAGGCGAGGGCCGGGCCCCCGAGCCCCUGCCAAAUAGUAUUGAAGCCGGCCUUGAGGCUGCGUCCUCGCACGCAGAGGCGGCCAGCGAGCUCCUGGCUGGGGCCAGCCGGCACCAACUGACGAGGAGGACGAGGGCUCCGGCUGCAUGUGGCUACCCCUGCGGACACUGGAUGGGCCGAGCCUGCCUGAAGCUGACCCCCUGGACCUCCGAGGGGCCUUCCCUGCGUCCACCUCCUCGCCCUCUCCGCCCACCUCCCCGGCCUCAGCACCCCCGGCAGCCACCUUCCCCGGGGCCUCCCGGCCCUCGCCGCCCUCCUCGGCAGCACCCCAGGCCUCCGGGAAGCCGGUGGGGACUGAGGCCUCGGACUUGGAGCAGCGGCUGCUGGACGCCCAGCGGCGGCAGGGCACCCUGCUCUGGUCCUGGUCCCAGCAGCAGAGCGCGCUCAUGGCGCAGCAGAAUCUGCUGCUGCAGCGGCUGGCCGAGCAGAGCCAGCGGCUGGCCGACGGCGUCGAGGCUCUCAACCGGACCCUGGAGAGGCUGGUGGAGGCCCGCCCGGCCCGGGGUGCCUCGCCCGCAGUCCCGGACAGCUCCCCUGGGGGCGGAACAGCCUGCGGCCCGGCCAGAGGCUCCCAGGAGGUCUUCUCAGGGAUGAUUCUGAAGGUGGAGGAGGGGGUCUAGGGUCUGGCCUCGGGCUGCGUGCAGGGCGGAGACGGGAUGGAGCCAGCGCGGACACAGGGCAUCCACCUGGGGCUGCCCCCUUGGUCCUGCCCUUGCCAGUGGGGCUCAGCGACGCGCGUGGAGGGGCCUCUGAGAGCUGCUCGGGGACGGCCUGUCGACGGGGGCAGCGGCCGCCCCGUGCCCACCUUCCUCUGACCCGCGGAGCCACAGGGAGAAGCAUGAGGGCCACAGUGCCCUCGGAGCGCUGCCUCGGGUGUCAGGACCCUGGAAAUGCGGCUCGAGGCGGGGCACCGAGAAGGAGGGACUCCUGGAAGCCCCUCCCUCUGCGGGUGUACAGCCUGGGGGCGGGGCGGGCCCUGCAUCCUCAGGAUUCUGGCCCAAGGGGACCACGGCCCGGGCUUGCGGGCAUUUCUCUGACCCUGUGUCGUGGUGUGAGGUAUGUUGACGCGUGUGUGCGUGUGUUCCUUGGUACCGGAUGGCGGGGGGUUGCCGGUUUGUACCUGUUGACUUUUCUUGGAAAAAAAUAUUUUCUUACGUAAGCAUAAAGUAACAACCAGGAA